GGCGGAGCCGUUACCCAUUUCUUCCUACUUGUAGGUACUGUAGUAUACCUAGGUAGUUAGUGGGUGGAAGUCAGCCAAAAACUCGCCUACGAGUCGCGAGACGUGGAUGGCCCACUAUCCUCGCGACGACGACGACGACAGUGGUAGCUCGACAGGACGCCCGCAGUCCACUAACGCCGAGUUUCCGCCGUUUGGAACCCGCUCGUCAGCCCGCCCGCCCCGGCAGCAGCAGCAUGCCCCAGCUCUCGAUACAUACUUACCUAACCAGCCCACACCAGCAAAGCUAAGUCAUAGAGCAUCGUCAACUGAAAAGAACCAAACAGCGGCAGCCCAUUGGCAGCACAUCAGGGACGUCUGCGCGGUUCAGCUCCUUCCGCGAUUGAAAAGUCUUGCGCCUGCCGCUUGGGACGCGCCUAAGCCGUGACAGAAGAAGGCUCCGUUGCAUCGCGCCAUCAUCCUGGUUCCCUUACUGAAGCCAAGCGUGGGAUACAUUUCUCAGCCUGUCAUGAUCCGUAUCGU
Messenger RNA from Neurospora hispaniola, 519 nucleotides. RefSeq lists its product as uncharacterized. The transcript has a single exon. The record is from RefSeq and is a predicted model, not a curated record. NCBI's taxonomy places the organism in Eukaryota, Fungi, Ascomycota, Sordariomycetes, Sordariales, Sordariaceae. Bases 107 to 424 code for a protein of 105 amino acids.